Messenger RNA from Ceratotherium simum simum (southern white rhinoceros), 2242 nucleotides. It is a transcript of the gene GNAI1, whose product is annotated as G protein subunit alpha i1. Gene Ontology annotation, biological process: adenylate cyclase-modulating G protein-coupled receptor signaling pathway. The record is from RefSeq and is a predicted model, not a curated record. Gene Ontology annotation, molecular function: GTP binding; G-protein beta/gamma-subunit complex binding; G protein-coupled receptor binding. Gene Ontology annotation, cellular component: heterotrimeric G-protein complex; cytoplasm. NCBI's taxonomy places the organism in Eukaryota, Metazoa, Chordata, Mammalia, Perissodactyla, Rhinocerotidae.
AGGGCGCCGCGCUCUCGCUCGGGCACGAUGGGCUGCACGCUGAGCGCCGAGGACAAGGCGGCGGUGGAGCGCAGUAAGAUGAUCGACCGCAAUCUGCGCGAGGACGGCGAGAAGGCGGCGCGCGAGGUCAAGCUGCUGCUGCUCGGUGCUGGUGAAUCUGGGAAAAGUACAAUUGUGAAGCAGAUGAAAAUUAUCCACGAAGCCGGUUAUUCGGAAGAAGAGUGUAAACAGUACAGAGCGGUGGUCUACAGUAACACCAUCCAGUCAAUUAUCGCCAUCAUCAGGGCCAUGGGGAGGCUGAAGAUAGACUUCGGUGACUCAGCUCGGGCGGAUGAUGCUCGCCAACUCUUUGUGCUUGCCGGUGCUGCCGAAGAAGGCUUUAUGACUGCAGAGCUUGCUGGAGUUAUAAAGAGAUUGUGGAAAGACAGUGGUGUACAAGCCUGUUUCAGCAGAUCCCGAGAGUACCAGCUUAAUGAUUCUGCAGCAUACUAUUUGAAUGACUUGGACAGAAUAGCACAACCAAACUAUAUCCCAACCCAACAAGAUGUUCUCAGAACUAGAGUGAAAACUACAGGAAUUGUUGAAACACAUUUUACUUUCAAAGAUCUUCAUUUUAAAAUGUUUGAUGUGGGAGGACAGAGAUCUGAGCGGAAAAAAUGGAUUCAUUGCUUCGAAGGAGUGACUGCCAUCAUCUUCUGUGUGGCCCUGAGUGACUAUGACCUGGUUCUGGCUGAAGAUGAAGAAAUGAAUCGAAUGCAUGAAAGCAUGAAGUUGUUUGACAGCAUAUGUAACAACAAAUGGUUUACAGACACAUCUAUUAUACUUUUUCUAAACAAGAAGGAUCUCUUCGAAGAAAAAAUCAAAAAGAGCCCUCUCACCAUAUGCUACCCGGAAUAUGCAGGCUCAAACACGUAUGAAGAGGCAGCCGCAUAUAUUCAGUGUCAGUUUGAAGACCUCAAUAAAAGAAAGGACACAAAGGAAAUAUACACCCACUUCACUUGUGCCACAGAUACGAAGAAUGUGCAGUUCGUUUUUGAUGCCGUAACAGAUGUCAUCAUAAAAAAUAAUCUAAAAGAUUGUGGUCUCUUCUAAGUUUUGCAGUUACUGGUGAAAUGCAUUUUGAAACCAAAUGAGUACUUAUAUGUGGAUCUCUCUAGGCUAGAGUCUUGCAGCAACACAGAAUGUAGUAUAUGGCAGACACAUCUGGGACCUGACCAAAGUUGUUUUGUUUUUUUAACUGAAAGUAACAGAAGGACUUUCCUUAAAUGUGAAAGGUGGUCCUGGUGUGACCUAAGGGCCGUGUUAACACUGGGCUCUAGCGUACGGAUGAUUUCUGCGUAAGUGUAAAUAUGCAAACCUAUGUACACAUGGACUAAUUACUUUACUUUUUCACGUUACUUUUAGGUUUUAAGAGUGGCAACUUAGAAUUUUAGUGCGAUGGCUUUGGAAUGACAGAAAUAUUAAGUACUUUGUACUGAAUGACAGACUAUUACUAUGUUUGCCAGUUUUAACAGCUUUAUUUAUGUUCGUAUCCUAUAAAUUUUUAAGUACAGUAAUUAAUAUUAGGAAAUGGUGCACCCCUUAUCUUGGUUAUAUGUAUACUUGUAAUCAUAAAAAUGUUAUUUGUACAAACAUUGCACAGACUAUUUUAAUAACAUGAUUUGUUCUUUAAAUUUAAUGUGUUUUAUUGAAACGUUCUUAAAGAGGAUAAAUAUAUCUGGCUUUGGAUCAGUUAUUUAAACAUUAUAUGCAUUUUGAUUUUUCUUUUGCGAGUGCAUGCUGAUCUGAUUCUACAUUAGAUUUGGUUUGAAAACCUAAAAUUUCAGAUUUUAGAGGAUAUACUAUCUUAGACUUAUUAUAAACACUUAAUUUUUAUUCAGUUGGUUUGUUUUCACUUUGAAUUUUAAUAUUUGGAUGGUAUCCAUGCAUUGCCUUAAAGGUGAUGCCAGAUUAAUUUUUAUACACUUUAAAUAACUACGUUUUUAUUUAUAACUAAGUUUAGGUGGACUUGAGAGCAUUUUUGUGGGUAAAAUAAGUCAGCAUAAUGAAUUUGGAGACAUUUAUUUGUGUAUUUCCUUUGGGAAAUCCUUGUACUGAUCAUACACGAUAGCUCCAUGUUUGGAAGAUAACAAGAAAGAUCUUUGAAUAGUCUGCUGCUGAUAUGAUACAAGUUUUAAAUUCAUAUAUGUAACUAGUUUCAAAUUUAAUUAUCACCCUGUGUUAAAAUUACUUUUUUCCCUUA